Molecule: messenger RNA, 3849 nt
Organism: Pieris brassicae (large cabbage white)
Lineage: Eukaryota; Metazoa; Arthropoda; Insecta; Lepidoptera; Pieridae
Product: 17-beta-hydroxysteroid dehydrogenase 13-like
Exons: 8
Coding region: 16-1056 (346 amino acids)
Cellular component (GO): lipid droplet
Molecular function (GO): oxidoreductase activity, acting on the CH-OH group of donors, NAD or NADP as acceptor
Source: RefSeq, a predicted model, not a curated record
UCGUAAAUAAAAAUAAUGAUUAAUAAAGAAAACGUAGAAAAGUUUAAAAAAGAACUUACGAUGGCAACCACGGAAAUACAGAAAAACGGAAGUGCACAAAAUAUUAUAAAACAGGCACCCUGGACAGACGAGCAAGGCAUCACGAUGAAGGUGUACCAGGGCGUUAUGAUGGCGCUAGAGAUUUUAGUUCUGAUUGUGAAGCUGUAUGCGACCUGGUUCUACUGCCUCUAUCGCUUCUUUGUACCGCCAGAACCUAAGAGUGUUAAUGGGGAAAUUGUGUUGAUAACUGGAGCAGGCCACGGAAUGGGAAGAGAAAUGGCGUUGAGGUUCGGCCGUUUAGGAAGUGUCAUAAUCUGUGUUGACAUCAAUCCUAAAGGCAACGAAGAAACCGCCGAAAUGGUUAAAGAGAACAAGGGAAAGGCACAUACCUAUAAAUGUGACGUAACAGACCGAGAGGCUAUUAAUCAGCUUAUAGAAAAAGUUCGUAAGGAAGUCGGAGAAGUCACGAUUUUGGUAAAUAAUGCUGGUAUCAUGCCAUGCAAGCCUCUGCUCCAGACCAAUGAAAAGGAGAUCAGACUGGCUUUCGAAGUCAACGUUCUCUCGCAUCUCUGGCUACUCCAAGCCGUGCUACCCUCGAUGAUGGAGAGAAAUCACGGUCACAUCGUCGCUAUGUCUUCGAUGGCUGGAGUUCUUGGUCUCCGUAAUCUGGUGCCCUACUGCGGUACCAAGUUUGCAGUCCGCGGAAUGAUGGAGGCUCUGCAUGAGGAACUUAGAGAGGAUCCGAGGGACUUCAGUGGAAUUAAACUAACCUGUAUCUUCCCGUACAUCGUUGACACCGGCCUGUGCAAGAAUCCGAAAAUCAAGUUCCCGUCACUGAUGAAGAUCAUAUCUCCCCAGGAGGCAGCCGACAACAUCGUGGAUGCUGUUAGGAGGAAUUACACAGAGAUCACAAUUCCCAGCUCUUUAUUUUAUAUCAAUCAGUGGUUCCGAAUAUUCCCCAGACCCGUGCCCCUGCAUUUAAAGGAUUUUUUGGAUUCCGGACUUGAAGCGCAAUAGAUUUUAUUUCUUAAAAUAUCGACUUCGAUGUACAAAAUCGUUAAACUGAAUGCAAAAGUCUUAAAACGACCUUUGAUUAGUUUAUUCGAGUACACUCGACUUUAGCGAGUAAUUAUGUAUGUAAAAACUUACUGAAUAAUUCUCCUUUCACUGUUGUAACUAAAGUCAUUCGAUGAUUUAUUAGUAGUGGAAAUAGAUUGAUUUAUUAAUAACAAAGAAAAUGGAAUUUAAUUAAACAGCGAAUCAAUCGAAGCGCUUUUGGUAUACCAAUUUGACUUUUGAAAUCGAAAAUUAAUACACUAGUUCAUAAAUUCUAGGUAUGAGAAAAAAAUCUACCACAGGCAAUAUUUCUAAGUUAAUAGGAGAAACUACUUUUAACAAAUGAAUAGGAUACAUGUACCAGCGGUUUACUAGAUCUGGACAUGUAUCUGGAUCUAGACACGAAUGAUUUGGUUUUUUCAAUCAAGGAUGUCCAAUGAAUUUUUCUUUCUAUGUGGGCCACACUCAAAAGAUUACGGCAAAUAUCAUGAGAAAAUCGACCCAAAAAUUUACGACACAUACAGAAGGUUGACGUCUUGUCUAUAAAAAAUAUAUCGAAGACUCGAAUGCAAUCUGAUGCCAAGCCUCGUAAAAAGUAGUAGUGCUACUAGAUUAUUAUUUUAAAAUACCGCAUUAGUAGUAGAUAGUAGGUAUUUCGUACUCGUACUACGUAUAGACCAAUUGGGUACACCCAAUAUUAAUAGGAAAUUAACGUAGAAAACAUUUACAGUGGUGCAGAUUAUUACCAGUAAGCGUGCCGCUGCAAAUUAAGGACUUUAUGGACUCGGGACUCGAACCCCAAUAAAUGUAGGUACAGUCUCAAAUUAUAUUGUGUUUGCUUCAUGUAUCACCUUUGUAUCCAGGUCUUCAUUUAGAAUCAUUUCAUCGAGAGGACUCGCUUCAUAGAUAUUUUCAGAUCAUCUUUGUGGGCUGAAUGUCUGGCAUAUAACAUACACGAUAUCUUUGUUAUCUUCGUUAUGGAAACAAACGAUUAUGGGAACAUACUUUUUAAGAUAUAAUCAUGAUUUAUUUUAAAGGUUUUGUUCAGGAGAAGCCAAACAAUUUCCAAACCUGGAGAAGAUAAGUUUUUAUAUUUCUUUACCAUAUAAGAGUGUGAUAAUUAGAUGUUAAAUAAAGUAGCUUAAAAUGCCUUAAUUAGAAAUGUCUCUCAACUUUACUGCUUCUGACAAUUUUCUUGUAUAUAAAAUUGCCAUAUAGAAACAAUGUUAAAGUGUCAAGUUUAAGAAGACCGUAGCCAAGAACACUUUGCAUCUAACUUUACCGUAAAUUGGUUUUGCAAAGCGAGACGCUUGACGCAAAGUAUUUUGUCUACAGUCUCAGGUCUUCUAAUAUGAACAUCAUAUUUAAAUCUAAUUUGAACAAUACAACCAUUAAAUAGCAACACUUAAACGAUACAACUUAAUUCACGGAUAGACGAAAUGUCCAAAACCAAUAGAAAUUUAAAAUAUCUUAUAAUGUUGCAAAGUCAGAUGGCUAAUUAAGACUUUUAAAGGGAAAUAUUAUGUACAUUAUAUUUCUGAUUAUUCGUUAAUUUUAUCAAAUAAAUAUUUAAUCACAUCCAAACUUAAUGCUUAAAGUAAUAUUGUAAUAAUACUGCUAGUAGUCGACGUAGUUUAAGGGUAAUGUUUGUGCCUUAAGUUGUGUACUGAACAUGACAAUAUCAGAAAGUCUCGUAAAUUUUGUACUUUUAUACGAAACAUAUUUAAAUUUUAUAUGGUAUGUUGGGAUUUGUUAAAACGUAGUUCAAUGUCAAUGACAAUUAAAUGGCUUUAUAUAUACUGCUCUCUAUGUGUGUCGAGAAAUAAAUUGUAAUUAAAGAAUCAGAAAAAUGCUAGCGACACUCUAAUGACGUAGGUUUGAUCUUCGUCUGUGCAACUAUGGCCUUUCUAUGUGUGUAUUUCUCAUUAAUACGGUGAAGGAAAAUAUAGUGUGGAAACCGGGCAUACUUUAGAUCCAAAAAGUCAUUGACUUGUGUCAGGCUAAUCACCUACUUGCUUAUUGCAAAAAACAGAGACCCAGACCUAAAAGGUUGUCACGUAAACGAUUGCACCAGUUUUAUUAAAUUUAAAAAGACGCCUCCAGUAUGCUGAUUUUUGUGUACCGCUGAGUGAUCUAGGAUAACGCUGACAGCUGAGCACUGACCAUCCACUUACUGCUGAAAAUUAGCCAUGUUUUGCCCAUCUUAGAAAGCCGAAUAUUCUGAAACUAAUUAUGGAGAGUCUGUUUCAAUGAAACAAAAACAAUGCUGUUAAAUUUAGUUGUUAUUGGCGUAAAUAUAUGAAAGCAUAUUUAAACUCAUAUUUAUUUAGUUAAAACAAUUUUCGAGAUUUUAUACAAAUAUUUUUAUCAAUAACUUGCCUUACAGUGCCAUUAUAGUAUGUCAAAGUUAAAAAUAGUGAAUUGUUUAAUUUCAACUCAGAAAAUAAACUAAUUCACUAAUUUUCAUUACAUAAUUUAUUACGUAAUAUAUAUUACGUUUUUAAAUACUUACAAUUUAUUCAAAUUUCCUAUCCAGGUCUUGUUAGACAAAUUAAUAAGUUUUUGGUACAAUAUUCUAGUAAUUUUAUUUAUUGCAAACAUUUAUGUUUGCUAAAAUAUAUUUAUAAAAUAAUAAUGCGGAUUGUUCCUUAUAUCUUACGUAUAAUUUAUUUAUGUGCUAUCGAAAAUACUUGGGCUGUUGUAUUUAAUAUAUCUUGAAGAUGUUUAUAUUUUUAUAGAAGGUUGCAUAUAUUC